AUGUCAGAAGCUCCAAAAAGGAAAUAUUCAGAUGAGGAAAACAAACUUGAUGUCAAAAGGAUCCAACAGUCAAGCCAAACAAGCCAAUCAACUGGUACCAUUGCUACUCUUUUGAGUUUAAUACCGGAAAGGGAACAGAUAAUCCAUAUAACAAAUUCUCAAAAAAUAUCAGUUGGAAGAAGCAGAUCAUGUAAUAUUACACUUACGGAACCAGAUAUCUCAACCAUUCACGCAGAACUAUUCACAAUCGAGGUACAACUAAAUGGAAAUAAAAGAAAGAUGAUCAAUAUCAUUGAUAAAAGUAGAAACGGAACGUUUAUCAAUGGUGAUAGGCUUGUUAAGAAAGAUUACGUUCUUAAAAAUGGAGAUAAAAUCGUCUUUGGAAAGAGUUGUUCUUACUUAUUCAAGUAUGCGCAGUUAUCAGAGAACAGUGAAAAAGAUCACAAUCAAGCAGCACAAUCUUCUCAGGGAACUCAAAGGAACGACUAUGAUGGGGUUUUCAGAAAACCUCUGUUCAGCAGUCAAAAUACAUCAAAGAAAAUGGUGCGAAAGGAUCAGCCCAGAUCUUUCUUUGAUAAGUAUAUCGCUGGGGCUGAAUUGGGAACAGGUCACUAUGCAGUUGUUAAAGAAGCGAAAAACAAACAAACGGGCGAGACAGUUGCCGUUAAAAUAUUUCACCCUCAACAAAAUGAUGAUGAUAAACGAACCAAAAAGUUUACAGAAGAGACAAAAAUUCUUCUUUCUGUACAGCACCCGAACAUUGUUAAACUUAUAGAUAGAUUCGUGGAACCUGUUAGUAAGACCCAAAUCCAGACCUAUUUAGUCUUGGAAAAGAUAAAUGAUGGUGAACUUUUUGAAAGAAUCGUGAAGAAAACCCAUCUUCGUGAAGAUGAGACCAAGGCAUUAUUCAAGCAACUACUGAGUGGUUUACAAUAUCUUCAUGACAGAAAUAUUAUCCAUAGAGAUAUCAAACCAGAAAAUAUCCUCUUAAGUAUAACAAAGAGAAAAUCUGCCGAUGAAAUAGCAUUGGGCCCUUGGGACGACGAUGAGAUUGAUAUUCAAGUCAAAAUAGCUGAUUUUGGAUUGGCGAAAUUUACAGGAGAAAUGAAGUUCACAAACACAUUAUGCGGUACUCCCUCAUAUGUUGCCCCGGAGGUUCUUUCUAAAACAGGAUAUACAUCAAGAGUUGAUAUGUGGAGUGCAGGGGUUUUACUCUAUGUUUGUCUCUGUGGAUUUCCGCCUUUUAGCGAACAAUUAGCCCCACCAAACAUGAAAGAACAAAUAUUACAAGGGAAAUUUGCAUUUUAUUCACCUUAUUGGGAUAAUAUAGAUGAUUGUGUUCUACAUUUAAUCUCAAAUCUUCUUGUAGUUAACCCAGCGAGACGCUUUUCAGUAGAGGAUGCACUAAACCAUCCAUGGUUUACAUCUAAACAGGAACUCGAAUUUGAGAAUGAAAUCCUACGUUCACAAACAGCACCAGAAAAAGUCCCUAAGACGUUUUCAGAAUUGUCUAAUCUUCAAAAUAAAUAA
Kluyveromyces marxianus DMKU3-1042 is the source of this 1530-nucleotide messenger RNA. It is a transcript of the gene DUN1, whose product is annotated as serine/threonine protein kinase DUN1. Lineage: Eukaryota; Fungi; Ascomycota; Saccharomycetes; Saccharomycetales; Saccharomycetaceae. The record is from RefSeq and is a predicted model, not a curated record. The transcript has 2 exons. Gene Ontology annotation, cellular component: nucleus. Bases 1 to 1530 code for a protein of 509 amino acids. Gene Ontology annotation, biological process: protein phosphorylation; mitotic DNA damage checkpoint signaling. Gene Ontology annotation, molecular function: ATP binding; protein binding; protein serine/threonine kinase activity.